Paraphaeosphaeria sporulosa is the source of this 2130-nucleotide messenger RNA. RefSeq names its product 1-pyrroline-5-carboxylate dehydrogenase. The transcript has 2 exons. Gene Ontology annotation, cellular component: mitochondrial matrix. The record is from RefSeq and is a predicted model, not a curated record. Lineage: Eukaryota; Fungi; Ascomycota; Dothideomycetes; Pleosporales; Didymosphaeriaceae. Gene Ontology annotation, molecular function: L-glutamate gamma-semialdehyde dehydrogenase (NAD+) activity. The coding region runs from base 177 to 1916 and encodes 579 amino acids.
CGCGGGCAGAGUAAUCGAUUGAAUGAGGGGUGUUUUCCAUACCGGCUCAGAAGCCGUACUCGUACCGGGGGAAACCGACAUUGCGACUUCGGCUUGCAGUGCAUUCGCUGGCCAGCCAUGGAAUACUUGAAUGGCUCUGCGCUGCUCACAAUGGACCCUCACUAUACCCACGCAUCAUGGCUACCUUCCUUCUACGAUUAAGGCCUGUUGCCUCGAGGAAUGCCGUUUUGCGUCUCCGGCCCUCCACCCAAAUCCGCACAAAGACUACAGCCAAUGCCACAGUUCCAUUCCAGCUUCCUCCGGAGCGGAACGAGCCCAACCCAAACUACGAGAAGGGCUCGCCUGAACGGGCUGAGAUUGAGAAGGCCCUGAAGGAGCUUCAGAGUCAAAUCCCAGUCAAGUCCAACGUCUUUAUCAACGGUGUCGCACAGCAGUCAUCGAAGUCAUGGGACCAGGUACUACCCGCAGAGCACAAGACUAUCUUCACCAACAAUCCCUUGACCUCCAAGGAGCAAGUUUCCGCAGCCAUUGAUGCAGCCCUCAAGGCAAAGAAGUCAUGGCAAGACACCCCUUUCGUGGAUCGCGCUGCCAUCUUCAUCAAGGCUGCAGAGCUCGUCUCCAGGAAGUACCGCUACAAACUCAUUGCUGCGACAAUGCUUGGUCAGGGCAAAAACAUCUGGCAGGGCGAGGUCGAUGCCGCUGCCGAGUUGGCUGACUUCUUCCGUCUCAACACCAACUACGCUGCGGAACUUCUAGGCAGGCAACCCUACCGCGGUUCGGACGGAAUGUGGUCUCGUCUGGAUUACCGACCGCUUGAGGGUUUCGUCUACGCUGUAUCGCCCUUCAACUUCACCGCCAUCGGUGGCAACCUGAUCUCUGGACCUGCUAUUAUGGGCAACGUCGUGCUCUGGAAGCCGUCCCCCUCCAACGUCUACGCCAGUCAAAUUGUGUACGAGAUCCUCCUCGAGGCCGGUCUUCCUCCGGAUGUCAUUCAAUUCAUCCCUGGCGACCCAGAGGAGAUCAACGAUGUCAUCCUGAACCACCGCGACUUUGCUGGUCUCGGCUUCGUCGGCUCCUCGGAUGUUUUCCGUCAACUUCAAGCCAAGGUCGGCCAGGAAAUCGGCAAGCACACCUACCGCGAGUUCCCCCGUCUGGUUGGCGAGACCUCUGGCAAGAACUUCACCCUCAUCCACCCAACCGCCGACAUUCCUUCAGCCGUUAAGCACACCAUCCGUGGGUCUUUCGAGUACCAAGGCCAGAAGUGCUCCGCCACAUCCCGCCUGUACCUCCCUGAAUCGCGGUCAAAGGAAUUCCUCGACGCCUUCCUCGCAGACGUGAAGACCAUCACGCAGGGCAACCCGCACAAGGACCUCGCCGCUUUUAUGGGCCCCGUGAUCCACCGCAACUCGUUCGAGAAGAUCAAAGCCGUCAUCGACGAAAGCAACAAGGACUCUUCGCUGAAGCUGGUGGCCGGUGGAACCUACGACGAUUCGGAAGGCUUCUACGUCAAGCCGACCGUAUAUCUCGCGGAUUCGCCCGACCACAAGCUCUUCAACUACGAAAUCUUUGGCCCUGUGCUGGCGAUACAUGUCUACCCUGAUGCGCAGUGGCCGUCGAUCCUCGACAAGGUGGACCAGGCGGGUGGCGGAUUUGCGCUGACUGGUGCGGUAUUUGCCAAUUCGCGUGCGGCCAUACGUGAGGCGGAGGAUGCGCUGCGGUACUCGGCAGGAAACUUUUACAUCAACUGCAAGACCACGGCCGCACUCAUCGGCCAGCAGAGCUUCGGCGGCAGCAGGGCCUCGGGGACAAACGACAAGGCGGGCAGCCCCAACACGCUGCUCCGCUUCACGACGCCGCGCCUCAUCAAGGAGGAGUUCUUCCCGCAAACUGACUUCUGGUAUCCGUCUAACAAAUAGAAGUCUGCUUCUGGGGUAAGUAUCACGAGAAACGAUUACUUUAGACUUGAGCAUCGGGGGGAACGGGUGAUGCAUUUGAGGCGUACUUGGUUCUAUUAUUUCUGGUGUCGUUGCAGGUUGUCAUGUUUCGGAUGCUCCCGAGCUGGGUGCUGGCAUCUACGGUUCGAAACGGCCAAAAUUGAGACAAGCGUGUAGAUUAUGCAUCAUCAUUCAU